AUGCACGCAUGCACACACACACACACACACACAUACAUAACAUGCAUACAGAGGCUCACACUCUUCUACAAGCAUGGAAGUAGUAGAAGUCUUUUAAUCUAGGAAGGGAAAAUGUUAGCAAUUGGCGAAGACAAGGAAGAAGAAGAAGAAGAAGAAGAAGCGAAGAAGGUGGAUAAGAAGGAGGAGGGAAGGGAAAAAAAGAAAAGAAAAGACGAAAGCAAUGUGUGUAGCCACAUCGGUUUAAUACCGUCAGGACUGGUUUGUAAAAGAACUAAACUUUAAUUGGUGUGCUGUUCGAAUUUGUCUUAGUAGUAGUACUACUAGUAAACCAGAUGUAGGCGAAGGAGCAGUAUUAGUUGUAGACCGAGGUCGUUCUUUUUCUUUUUUUUUCUUCCUGUUUUACUUCUGCAUACGCGAAUGAGUAAGAGCGAGUAUGUGCGAAUGCGUGUGCGCGUGCCUGCUUGCAGAGGUAUAUAUGUGUGUGUCUUGGAGCUUGUGCUUGUUGGUGUGAAUGUGGCGCUGUUUAGAACAAACAGACAAAACACCUCUCACUCUCUCCUUAUGUACAUAUACACUCGAUAUCUUCAUUCAUUGAGACAAACAUACAGACACAACUAUUGAGACUUAUAUUUAUUCCACGUGUGUAUAUAUAUAUAUAUAUAUAAAUGAUGGCAACGUUAUUAAAGUAGAACGAAUAAGUGGGGAAAAAAUGCAGUCAAGGAGAAGCCCUCUCAGAAAAGCCAUCUAAAAGUCCUGAAAUAUAAACUUGAAAAAAAAAAAAAAUUCAAGGAACGAACUAAAAAAAAAGAACAAAACAAAAACAAAGUGAAAUAGUUUUUGGGGAUGAAUAUUUUUUUUAAUGGAGUUAUACUGGUGUAAAAUUUAUUUGUCAAAUAUUUCACGCAAUAUUUGAUUUAAGUUUGUUUCGUUUGAAAAAUCUUCUCUGUGUCUAUUAAAAAAAUUUCUUAUAACAACAACAAUAAUAAUAAUAAUGAAUUUUAUCCAAGAUAUGUUUAUCAAAUCUUAAAAUGUGACGAAAAAAAAAUUAGCGAAACAAGGUAUGGAAUUAUGAAUAAAAAUAUUGUUAAAAUUCACUAAUACACACACACACUCACACACAAACACUUGUAAACACACACAAACACACUCACACUUUCGUAAAAUUAUGAAAUGAGGAAUAUUCGCUAACUGGAGAUGACAGUACGGAUUGCGUGACAGGGUCUUCGAAGACCGUUUAAUCAAAUUCUUAUUUUUCAUUUUCUUUUUUUUUUUCUUUCUCCCGCUUUCUUAUAUAUAUAUAUAUAUAUAUAUAUAUAUAUAUAUAUAUCAAGACGCGGGGGAAAUGACUACGGAAACAGCUCUCAAGAGAGACGAAUCGAUAUUGCUCUCAUUGACUCACGAGAACUAUUCUGAACUGCGGUCAAUACAGCAUCCAUUCUGGGACCUUAAGGAACAAAUUCCGCGGGAGUAUCAUACGAUUAUUGGAGUAAUAACAUCUUUUUCACUUAUUUUGUCUAUCGGUGCCAAUUGCCUGGUCUUCCUAGUAAUCUGCAAGUACAAGAGACUCCAUACGUCGCCGAAUAUCAUACUCGCGAGUCUUGCUUUCUCAGACACUAUUAUGUCUUCUAUCGAUAUGUGUUUUGUGUCAGUUUCCAGUUUCUCUGGCCGCUGGGUGUUUGGUGUUGUUGGUUGCAAAGCUUACGGCUUUAUAGUAUCGGUAGUGAGUAUAUUAUCCAUAUGCUGUUUAACACUCAUCGCUAUCGACAGGUAUGUUGUAAUUGUGAAAGGCUGGGUGAAUUAUCGAAGUUCGAGAAAAAAAUCAGCUUUUGUGUCUAUUCUUAUUGCUUGGAUAUACACACUAGCAUGGUGCAUAUGUCCUUUAUUCGGAUGGGGCGACUACAUCCUUGAAGGCAUAGGAUCAUCUUGCACCUUCGACUACAUCACGCGGACACCACAAAACAGAUCAUAUAUGUUAUGCUUGAAUAUUUUUGUCUUCUUUCUCCCUAUUGUUAUUAUCCUCAUUUGUUACAUUAACAUUAUUAUAGCAAUGUACAAACACAAAAAAGACAUGCAAAACAUUGCGGCUGGUUCACGCAAGCGACAGGGAAACAAAAUGAGCGUUGAACUCAAAACUGUGCGGUCAUUGGCUGCAGCCAUUAUUCUCUUCUGCGCUGGUUGGAUGCCUUAUUCAGUAUUAUCUUUAAUAGCUCAGUUUGGAAACACAGAUAUCAUUACAAGAGCAUCGACCGGUUAUCCAGGAAUUGCAGCAAAAUGCAUAACGUGUGCAAAUCCCUUCUUCUACGCAUUAAGUAAUCCAAUAUUUCUUAAAAGACUUAAAAUUUUUAUAUUCUGUGGAGACGAGAAAGCUAGCAGAAGAGUGAGUUCAUUCCAGACAAGCAAAUCGUGGAUAGAUAAAGAUACUCAAAUGAAAAAUUGUCAGGCAUUUAGCAGCGUCAGUGGAGAUGCCAGCGGCGAAGUUGAAACUCCACAAACAGAAGAAGAGGCCAAAAAACAACUGCAGCAAAACACUGAUUCCUUAAACAAUACGAAGCAAGAAACGAUAGAAUUUACUGCAAUGGGAGAAGCAAAAGACGAAAAUCCCGAUAAGGAAUCGGAGACAGUCUAAAGUGUAUAGAAAUGUUUUGAAGUUUUCAGUUAUGUUCAGAAAUGGAAGGAAAAUGGUUUCUUGCAGGAAUAGGUUUCUGCAGAGCAGAUAUGAAGCAAUGAAUUAAAGAAAGAAAAAAAUGCUUAAACGUAUAUACAUGGAUAUGUAUGAAUAGACACACAGAUACAUGCAUUGACUAUAUGAAUGCAUACUACAACACACAAGCAUACGAAAGAUACAAACCGUACAAACAUGCAUGCAGGCAUACAUGUGUACGUACGUAUCUACAUUCACACACACACACACACACACACACAAACACACACAUGUAUACAUACAGAUACAUACAAGCAGACAGACAUGGACACACAUGCACACACACACACACAUACCCACACGCACAUAUAUGUCUGUGUGAAUAAAUGUAUGUAUG
This is a messenger RNA of Octopus bimaculoides (California two-spot octopus), 3038 nucleotides long. RefSeq names its product rhodopsin. Gene Ontology annotation, biological process: G protein-coupled receptor signaling pathway. Lineage: Eukaryota; Metazoa; Mollusca; Cephalopoda; Octopoda; Octopodidae. Gene Ontology annotation, cellular component: membrane. The record is from RefSeq and is a predicted model, not a curated record. Gene Ontology annotation, molecular function: G protein-coupled receptor activity.